Molecule: messenger RNA, 954 nt
Organism: Cynocephalus volans (Philippine flying lemur)
Lineage: Eukaryota; Metazoa; Chordata; Mammalia; Dermoptera; Cynocephalidae
Gene: FOXR1
Product: forkhead box R1
Exons: 6
Coding region: 70-954 (294 amino acids)
Biological process (GO): regulation of DNA-templated transcription
Cellular component (GO): nucleus
Molecular function (GO): sequence-specific double-stranded DNA binding; DNA-binding transcription factor activity
Source: RefSeq, a predicted model, not a curated record
CUCAAACUCCAAAAUCCCAACUUCUGGGACAGCCUCCAUGGCCAGGUCCCGGGCUUGCUGGACUGGGACAUGGGGAACGAGUCCUUUCUGGCCUUCACCACAGCGCACCUGCCCUUAGCAGAGCAGAACCUUGCCAGAUAUAGACUCCAAGUAGUUGAUCCACCAAGACUACCCCUGGAAAAAAAACCCAAGGCUGAUGAAGAUGGUCCAGAUUUUGAGCCCAACCUGUGGAUGUGGGUAAACCCCAACAUCGUGUAUCCCCCCGGAAAGGUGGAGGCCCCAGAACCUAGUAAGAAGGAGGAUCUGACAAGCACACUCCCCUCCCCUCAGCCACCCCUGAAGGAGGAAGAUGCCACCUGCUCAGAGGCCAUGGGGGUGGAAUCGCUGCUGCAUUCUUCUGGCGAGCACUCGCACCCCUGGAAACAGUUUAUCUCUUUCCCCUGCAACUGGGAGCUUACAGAAGAGGAGGAGGCUGAGGACCAGGAUGACAGCUCCUCUGUGACUCUCCCGUCCCCUCACAAAAGGGUCCCCCUCCAGAGUCGGAGGCUUCGGCAUGCCAGCAGCCAGAAGGGGAAGCUCUGGUCCCGGCCCCCUCUCAAUUACUUCCACCUAAUUGCCCUGGCAUUAAGAAACAGUUCCCCCUGUGGCCUCAACGUGCAACAGAUCUACAGUUUCACCCGACAGCACUUCCCCUUUUUCCGGACGGCUCCGGAGGGCUGGAAGAAUACUGUCCGUCACAAUCUCUGUUUCCGAGACAGCUUUGAGAAAGUGCCAGUGGGCGCACAGGAUGAAGAAAGCCCAGGCACACGGCCUCGAUCCUGCCUCUGGAAGCUGACUGAGGAGGGACACCGCCGCUUUGCAGAGGAGGCCCGUGCCUGGGCUUCCACUCGGCUGGAGAGUAUCCAGCAGUGCAUGAGCCAGCCAGAUGUGAUGCCCUUCCUCUUUGACCUUUAG